AUGGACACCCUCCACCUGCUGCUGCUGGUGGCCACCUUGCCCCUGACGUCCCAGAGGGUCACUAAGAAACCCAAAGACUGGACGGAGGAAAAGGGUGGAGGAGGCAGGGCCGGACCCCAGCGCCCGCCCUCCAUGCCGACAGGAGGGCUGGGGCUGUGCGCCCUGCCUGUGGUGACACAGAUGGCCCCGGGACUGCUUCGAAGGCGCCUGGCUGAUCUGGGUGAUGCCCCCGGGCCUCCUCUCGACUGCAGUCUGAUGAGGUUACCGAUCAGCACAGGAAGUGUGUGUGUGUGUGUGUGUGGCCGGCGGCCCAGAGGCGAGGUGCGGGCGCAUCGUGGCGUCACUGCCCACUCCGGACGGCGAUGUCCCGGUUCCUGCGUCCUCGCGCUUCAGCGGCCGCUGCUACAUGCACGGAUGCCCCCGUUAAAUGAAUCCCUAAUAUUACUAUUGUUGUUGUUUUAAGUGCCGUUGAGUCUGACUGGGGUAAACAGAGGCAGUAAGGUUGGCACAGGACAGAGCAGGAAUUAUCACCAACCAGCCAUUUUGAAUGCCUCUGCUCUUCGGCAAGUUGCAGAAGGAACCAAUAUUUCUGCGAUGUGGGAAGACGACCUCCGGCCACUGCUGAGAGAGCGCUAUCCUGGAUCGCCAGGAAGCUAUGCUGCUCGCCAGCAUAUCAUGAAACGAAUUCAAAGACUUCAAGCUAACUGGGUCUUGGAAGUGGAUACCUUCUUAAGUUACACACCCUACGGGUACCGGUCAUUCUCAAAUAUCAUCAGCACCCUCAAUCCCACUGCUAAACGACACUUGGUCCUGGCCUGUCACUAUGACUCCAAGUAUUUCCCCCACUGGGACUACAGGGUGUUUGUGGGAGCCACCGAUUCAGCUGUACCAUGCGCGAUGAUCCUGGAACUUGCCAGAGCCUUGGACGAUCGGCUCCUUUCCCUACAGAACAUUUCAGACUCCAAGGUAGAUCUCUCGCUUCAGUUUAUUUUCUUUGAUGGGGAAGAAGCUUUCCUUCACUGGUCUCCUAAGGAUUCUCUGUAUGGGUCUCGGCACUUGGCUUCAAAGAUGGCAUCAACCCCACAUCCGCCUGGAGCAACAGACACCAAUCAGCUGCAAGGCAUGGAUUUACUGGUGCUAUUGGAUUUAAUUGGAGCUCGAAACCCAACAUUUCCCAAUUUUUUCGCACAAACUACAAGAUGGUUUAAGAGGCUCCAAUUUAUAGAGCAAGCACUCUACGAACUGGACUUGCUCAAGGAUCACUCUGUGUUUGAUUGGCAAUAUUUCCGGAGUUAUGAUUACAGAGCAGAGAUUCAGGAUGACCACAUUCCAUUUUUAUCAAAGGGUGUUCCAGUUCUGCAUUUGAUAUCAUUUCCUUUUCCUGAUGUCUGGCACACCAUGGAAGACAAUGAAGAAAAUUUGGACAAGCCAACCAUCGACAAUCUGAACAAAAUCCUACAAGUCUUUGUGUUGGAAUAUCUUAAUUUAUAA
Messenger RNA from Elephantulus edwardii (Cape elephant shrew), 1491 nucleotides. RefSeq names its product glutaminyl-peptide cyclotransferase (gene QPCT). Gene Ontology annotation, molecular function: glutaminyl-peptide cyclotransferase activity; zinc ion binding. The transcript is spliced from 10 exons. Lineage: Eukaryota; Metazoa; Chordata; Mammalia; Macroscelidea; Macroscelididae. The record is from RefSeq and is a predicted model, not a curated record.